UUUUUCCAUUUUAUUUCAUUAUAUUCAGUCCUUUUUCCAUUUUUUUUCUCUUUUUAUUUCAUUUUAUAAAAAUUAAAUGAAUCACUCUGCUUUUCCCCUGUUUUUGGCUCAAAUUUAGUUUGGCCAUUGCAUGGCUUCCACUAAGUUGAUGAUCAGCUUUCUCACAGAAUCUAUCUCAGAUAUUAUAAUAAAGUUAAAAUUAAUGUUGGAAAAAACCAAUGAUUUUUUUCUGCCAAAAAUUCAGAGCUUUUUCCUUUUUUUAAUUGUUGUCUGAGAAUUAUUGGAAGAACAAGAAAUGGCAGGUCGUUUGACACGAGUUCCAAGCCUUAAGGAGCGUUUGGAUGAAACUCUUGUUGCUCAACGCAAUGAAAUUCUCUCCUACUUGUCCAAGAUGGUGAGUCAUGGGAAAGGAAUCUUGCAAACCCAUGAAUUGUUAUCCGAUUUUGAAGCUCUUUCAGAAAAAAAUAAGCUUGCUGAUGGCCCUUUUGGUGAAGUUUUUAGGCACACUCAGGAAGCAAUUGUGUUGCCACCAUGGAUCACCCUUGCUGUUCGUCCGAGGCCCGGUGUAUGGGAGUACAUUCGUGUCAAUGUCGAUGAACUUGCUGUCGAGGAAUUGACCCCCUCCCAGUUCCUCCAUGUGAAGGAGGAAUUAGUUGAUGGAAGUACUAAUGGAAACUUUGUGCUCGAGCUCGAUUUUGAGCCCUUCAAUACCUCGAUCCCCCGCCCUACACUCUCCAAAUCAAUCGGAAAUGGCGUGGAGUUCCUUAACAGACACCUUUCUGCUAAGAUGUUCCACGACAAGGAGAGUAUGCGCCCAUUGCUCGACUUCCUCAGAGUGCACCACUACAAGGGAAAGACCAUGAUGCUGAAUGACAGAAUCCAAAACCUUGAUUCACUCCAAAGUGUUUUAAGAAAGGCAGAGGAUUUCCUGGCUACACUUCCUGCUGACACACCCUACUCUGAGUUUGAUCAUAAGUUCCAGGAAAUCGGUUUGGAGAGAGGUUGGGGUGACAAUGCCGAGAGAGUGAUGGAUAUGAUACAGCUCCUUCUUGACCUUCUCGAGGCUCCCGAUUCUUGCACCCUCGAGAAAUUCCUCGGUCGGAUUCCGAUGGUUUUCAAUGUCGUGAUCCUCUCGCCUCAUGGUUACUUUGCUCAAGCCAACGUCCUUGGUUAUCCUGACACCGGUGGCCAGGUUGUGUAUAUCCUUGAUCAAGUUCGUGCUUUGGAGAAUGAGAUGCUUCAACGCAUCAAGCGACAAGGGCUGGACAUCGUCCCUCGCAUCCUUAUCAUAUCUCGUCUGCUCCCUGAUGCAGUGGGGACCACCUGUGGCCAGCGUCUCGAGAAGGUCUUUGGAACUGAACACUCACACAUUCUUCGUGUACCCUUCAGAACCGAGAAGGGAAUCGUCAGAAGAUGGAUUUCCCGGUUUGAAGUCUGGCCGUACCUCGAGACUUACACUGAGGAUGUUGCAAACGAAAUUGCUGGAGAAUUACAGGCCAAGCCUGAUCUGAUCAUUGGAAAUUACAGUGAUGGUAACAUUGUUGCCUCUUUGUUAGCCCACAAACUCGGAGUUACACAAUGUACGAUUGCUCAUGCUCUUGAGAAGACCAAGUACCCAAACUCUGACAUCUACUGGAAGUCGUUCGAGGAGAAGUACCACUUCUCUUGUCAGUUCACUGCUGAUCUAAUUGCCAUGAACCACACUGACUUUAUUAUUACCAGUACAUUCCAAGAGAUUGCCGGAAACAAGGACACCGUUGGGCAAUACGAGUCUCAUAUGGCUUUCACUCUCCCAGGCCUCUACCGAGUUGUUCAUGGAAUUGACGUCUUUGACCCCAAAUUCAACAUUGUCUCUCCUGGAGCGGAUCUCUCAAUUUACUUCCCUUACACUGAAGAGAAGAAAAGACUCACAGCGCUCCAUACAGAAAUCGAAGAGCUUUUGUACAGUGAUGUUCAGAACGAAGAACACAUAUGUGUUAUCAAGGACCGGAACAAGCCAAUCAUAUUCUCGAUGGCUAGGCUAGACCGAGUAAAGAACAUGACCGGGCUUGUCGAGUGGUAUGGUAAGAACAAGAAACUCCGAGAGCUAGUGAACCUCGUGGUAGUUGCUGGUGACAGGAGGAAGGAGUCUAAGGACAUAGAAGAGAAGGAAGAGAUGAAGAAGAUGCACGAGCUUAUCGAGGAGUAUAACUUGAACGGGCAGUUUAGGUGGAUCUCGGCCCAAAUGAACCGGGUCAGGAACGGUGAGCUGUACAGGUACAUUGCAGACACCAGGGGAGCAUUUGUUCAGCCCGCUAAAUACGAGGCUUUCGGACUCACGGUCGUUGAAGCCAUGACAUGCGGGCUUCCCACGUUCGCUACUUGCCAUGGUGGGCCCGCUGAGAUCAUUGUUAACGGUGUGUCGGGCUACCACAUUGACCCGUACCACGGGGACAAAGCGGCUGAGCUCCUUGUCGAAUUCUUCGAGAAGUCUACUGCUGAUCCUUCUCACUGGGAGAUUAUUUCUAAGGGUGGAUUGAAACGAAUCGAGGAGAAAUACACAUGGAAGAUUUAUUCCGACAGGCUGCUAACUCUUGCUGGUGUUUACGGGUUUUGGAAGUACGUCUCAAACCUUGACCGCCGUGAGGCUCGUCGUUACCUCGAAAUGUUCUACGCCCUCAAGUACAAAAAGCUCGCCGAGUCAGUACCUUUGCUUGUCGAAGAAUGAAAUGAAGACGAGAAGCUGCAUGGAAGAGUGAUGGAGUUCCUCUGCGUGCUUGUUGAAAAUAACUCAAAAUUCUUUGAGAUUGUAGUAAAAAAAAAAGAAGAAAUGGAAGUCCUUUAGAUGGACUUCCAUUCUAUGUUAUUUUCUUUUUCUCUAUAUUCAUGUGCAUUUCAAAUUGCUCUUUGCGGCAUUGUUGUUUUCAAUUUGUGGAGGGAACCUUUUGUGUUCCGAUUUGUAAUGAAAAAAAGGUUCAUUUUCUA
Molecule: messenger RNA, 2964 nt
Organism: Spinacia oleracea (spinach)
Lineage: Eukaryota; Viridiplantae; Streptophyta; Magnoliopsida; Caryophyllales; Amaranthaceae
Product: sucrose synthase
Exons: 12
Coding region: 296-2707 (803 amino acids)
Biological process (GO): sucrose metabolic process
Molecular function (GO): sucrose synthase activity
Source: RefSeq, a predicted model, not a curated record